Molecule: messenger RNA, 513 nt
Organism: Acanthosepion pharaonis
Lineage: Eukaryota; Metazoa; Mollusca; Cephalopoda; Sepiida; Sepiidae
Source: the annotation of a GenBank genome assembly
AUGUUUUAUCUUCAUUUUCUCUCAUUCUGUUUGCUACCUUUUUUUCUUUCUUUCUAUCUCCUUGUAUUCUUUUUCUCGGAGCUGACACGCUUUUUCUGUUUCCAUUCAGACACCAUUUUCUCUCGUCUUUUUAAUCCUUCUAGGUAUCUCUUUCUGUUUUCUCUUCUCUCUCUCUCUUUCUUCCUGCCCCCAGUUUUAAUUUUCUCUUUCUCUCCUUUCUCUACUUCACUCUUCUUUCAUUUUUUCAUUCCUUUCUUUGUCUUUUUCUUCCUACCUUUCUUUCUUUCUUUCUUUCUUUCUUUCUUUCUUAUGCUCCAUUUUAUUCUUUUUAUCUCUCUUCCUUUCUUCUUUUCCCACCUCUCUCACCCCUUGCCUUUCACUUCUUCUAUCCUCUUCUUUUUUCCUUUCUCUUUUUCCUUAAAUGAAUGGAUGAAAAGACAAGCCAGAAAUCAAUUUGUACCCAAAAUAGAAAUUCAUCUCGACUAUCUUCCACACCAUUUACUUUCUCGAUGA